Stegastes partitus (bicolor damselfish) is the source of this 1330-nucleotide messenger RNA. RefSeq names its product gem (nuclear organelle) associated protein 2 (gene gemin2). The record is from RefSeq and is a predicted model, not a curated record. The coding region runs from base 156 to 953 and encodes 265 amino acids. Lineage: Eukaryota; Metazoa; Chordata; Actinopteri; Pomacentridae. Gene Ontology annotation, cellular component: spliceosomal complex; nucleus; SMN complex. The transcript is spliced from 10 exons. Gene Ontology annotation, biological process: spliceosomal complex assembly; spliceosomal snRNP assembly.
GCCUGCGUUUACAAACAAGAUGGCGUCCCAGUUUGUGAGCACAGUGAGCAUUUGAUGAAACUUCAUUGUUUUGGUCAGCUACAAGUUGGUAUUUUGUUUUAGCAGGACAACCUUUUAGCUCUUAUGGUUUUAAAUUAGUCUGCAGUCGAUAGAAAAUGAAGUCGGACGUGGAGGAGCUAAUGCCGAGGCUGCUGCCCGUGGACUGUGGAGCCAGUACCGAGCAGGUGGACCUGAGUGGACCUCCUAGAAACCCUCAGGAGUACCUCCGACAAGUCCAGUUGGAGGCGUCACUGUGUCCAGAGGUGGUGGUUGCUCAGAUUGACCCCAAGAAACUGAAGAAGAAACAAACAGUCAAUGCAUCUGUCGCAGGGUGCCAUGCAGCUCCAGUGGGUUUCUCUCCCAGCUUCAGUUGGCAGCAGCAGCAAGUCAGUAACUUCUCCGAUGUCAGACAGAGUAUCACAAAGAACAGGAAACACUGGAGCUGCCAGUCUCUAGACGACAAUGUGCUGAUGCCAAAGCUAACGGAUGAAGAGGGCUGGAAGAGGUUUUGUUUAGGAGAGAAGGUCUACCUGGGCACUUCAUCCUGUCACACAGAUGCAGAUGCAGAGCCAGCACUGGACUAUAGCAAGGUGGGGUUCCCUCCCUUCCUGAGCAUCGUCAGCAGACUAAACCAGUCCACAGUGCUGAUGGUGUUGGAAAUCCUUAUCAGCUGGUUUGAGGAAAGAGAAUUUGUUCCACAGUUGGGUCGCUGGUUGUAUGCCUUGCUGGCCUGCCUGGAGAAGCCUCUGCUGCCUGAAGCUCACUCCUCCAUCAGACAGCUGGCCAGGAGGUGUGCAGAGCUCCGCAGCACGCUGGAUAGCCAGGAGGAUGAGAAGCUGCCUGCCCUCAACCUACUCAUCUGUCUUGUUGCCAGGUACUUUGAACAGAAUGAUCUGGCAGACCAGCAAGAGUGAAGAGGAACUGUAUACUGCUUGACAUUACCAACUCAUUGAGAAACACGCUGUUCUCAAUCUGAAGGAUGUUAAAGGAGACCAUGUAACUUUACAAAGUCUUCACAGUGCACACAUCCACACGGGGCAGCGGUGCUUCUUCACAUGUUGGGAUCAAAGUUGAGGACGAAUGGGAAGGGACUGGAUCGUGAACACAGCUUUUAUAUUUGUAAUGAAUGAGGUUACCUAACUGACCUGUGCUGAUGCUACUGGACAGCAGCCAAAGCAACAGAAUCAGUUUUUUUUUUUUAAUAGGACAAGUGGAUUUUUUUUUUUUUUGUGAAUUUACUUUUGAAGUUCAGAUGCAAGAUUUGUUUAUUAAACUGUUGGAUUUAUAGGAA